Messenger RNA from Cornus florida, 3581 nucleotides. RefSeq names its product putative calcium-transporting ATPase 13, plasma membrane-type. NCBI's taxonomy places the organism in Eukaryota, Viridiplantae, Streptophyta, Magnoliopsida, Cornales, Cornaceae. Bases 209 to 3247 code for a protein of 1012 amino acids. Gene Ontology annotation, molecular function: ATP hydrolysis activity; P-type calcium transporter activity; ATP binding. The record is from RefSeq and is a predicted model, not a curated record. Gene Ontology annotation, biological process: calcium ion transmembrane transport. The transcript has a single exon. Gene Ontology annotation, cellular component: intracellular membrane-bounded organelle; membrane.
UCCACGCCCAUUUUUAUUUAGUCAACACUGCACAAUUUAUUUUUUUUGCUUUUAAGAGAUUGGAUUCAACAAUAUUCAGAACACCAUACAACUUACUUUUCCUUUCACAGUCCUUUAAUUUCCUGCGUUACUGCAAUUUAGUUAUUGUAGUGCUUUUCUUCAAGAUCAUCCAUCUUUGUCAGUGAUUUCAUUCUCUCUUCUCCAAACCAUGUCUGCAAUACUUGAUCCAAACUUGCGUUGCAGGGACCUCUCGCUCCACAUGCCCAACACCACGCUUAGCAAAUUAGCCAAAAAGAGAUGGCACAGGGCUCUUGCCACCAUCUAUUGCUCAAGGGCCUUGUUCUCUAUUGCCAAAAUCAAGAGAGAUCAAUCAGACUCUUGCUUCUUCGAUAUUGAUCAGUCAAGCCUCACUCAACUUGUCAGGGAGAAAAUUUUGGGCAAUCUUGUUCAACUUGGGGGUGUUGAAGGUCUGGGUAAGAAUCUCAAAACUGAAGUGAAAAACGGGAUACACGGUGAUGCUGGAGAGAUUCAGCAUAGACAUAAAGCUUUUGGCACAAACACGUAUCACAAGCCGCCCACAAAAGGUUUCUUCCAUUUUUUGUGGGAAGCUAUGAAAGAUCCGACCAUGCUCAUCCUCUUCGUGUGUGCCCUGCUUUCCCUUGCUUUUGGCAUCAAAGAUCAUGGGCCGAAAGAAGGAUGGUAUGACGGUGGUAGUAUAAUUGUGGCCAUCUUUCUUGUCAUCACUAUCUCAGCUGUAUGUAACUUCAAACAAAAUAGACAAAUCCACAAGUUGUCACAGGUCAGCCACAACAUCAAAGUAGAAGUAGUGAGGAGCGGGUGGCCCCAACAGAUCCCAAUAUUUGAAAUUGUUGUUGGAGAUAUUGUUUGUUUGAAGAGUGGAGAUCAAAUUCCUGCAGAUGGAUUGUUCAUAGAUGGGCAUUCAUUGCAGGUGGAUGAAUCGAGCAUGACAGGGGAAAGUGAACAUGUGGAAGUCAAUCGCGAUCAGAACCCCUUCUUGAUCUCUGGCACCAAGGUGGUUGAUGGGUAUGCUCGAAUGCUUGUCACUGCAGUUGGAAUGAACACAAAGUGGGGCGUGAAGAUGAGCAAAAUCAGCCCUGUUUUUUAUGAGCAAACACCAUUACAAGCUCGGCUAAAGAAGCUAACCUUCUCUAUAGCUAAGGUUGCUUUGCCAGUCGCUUUCCUCGUUCUCGUGGUGCGGUUGGUUCGGUGCUUCACUGGAAAUACAAAAGAUAAGAAUGAGAAUAGAGAGUCUAAUGAUAGCAAAACUAUAGCGGGUGAUAAGAUCAAUGAUGCGGUGGGGAUUAUCAGUGCCUACUUACCAAGAAAAAAAGGAAUUAUGGUUACGGCAAUCACUGCAGGUGUUGUUUCUAUUCCUGAAUUGAUUCCACUGGCAGCAAUUCUUACUCUUGCUUAUGCAAUGAAGAGAAUGAUGGCUGAUCAGGCUAUGGUUCAAAACCCUUCAGCCUUUGAGAAUAUGGGCUCUGCCACUGUCAUAUGUACAAAUAAGACAGGAACCAUCACGUUGAACCAGAUGAAGGUGACAAAGUUUUGGCCAGGCCAAGAAUUGAUAGAAGAUGAGAGUUCCACCUCAAUUGCAGCCAAUGUUCUGCAAUUGCUCCACCAAGGAGUUGGUCUGAACACUACUGGCACUGUUUACAAGCUCGCUUCAGGCGCUGAAUUCGAAUUUUCUGGUAGCCCCACAGAGAAAGCAAUUCUUUCUUGGGCUGUCCAUGAAUUAAAAAUGAAUAUGGAUGAAGUGAAGCAGAGCUGUAUUGCUCUCCAUGUUGAACCCUUCAAUUCAGAAAGGAAACGAAGUGGUGUGUUAAUGAGCAAAAAGGCCGACAACACAAUCAAUGUGCACUGGAAAGGAGCUGCAGAGAUGAUAUUGGCAAUGUGCUCACAUUUCUAUGAUCCCUUGGGAAACAUCAAACCUCUAGAUGAUGUUGAAAGGAGGAAAUUUGAUAGAAAAAUUGAAGGUAUGGCUGCUAGCAGUCUGCAAUGCAUUGCUUUUGCACAGAAAGAAAUUCAUGCAGAAGAGCAUGAAGAUGGAAAUGCACACCAAAAGUUGAAAGAAAAUGAUCUGAUCUUAUUGGGGCUUGUAGGAAUAAAGGAUUCCUGUCGACCUGGUGUGAAGAAAGCUGUAGAAGAUUGUCAGUCUGCUCAAGUGAAUUUAAAAAUGAUCACCGGCGACAAUAUUUUCACCGCAAAAGCAAUAGCUACCGAAUGCGGGAUACUUGGGCCUAACCAGGAAAUGGAAGGUGCAGUGGUGGAAGGUGUUGAAUUCCGGAAUUACACACCAGAGGAGCGCAAGGAGAAAGUUGAUAAAAUAUGUGUUAUGGCUAGAUCCACUCCCUCUGAUAAACUACUAAUGGUGCAAUGCUUGAAACAGAGAGGCCAUGUGGUUGCAGUUACAGGUGAUGGCACAAAUGAUGCACCCGCAUUGAAGGAAGCGAAUAUUGGUCUUUCUAUGGGGAUUCAGGGAACUGAAGUGGCCAAACAGAGCUCGGACAUUGUCAUUUUGGAUGAUAAUUUUGUUUCAGUAACCAAUGUUUUGAGGUGGGGAAGGUGUGUUCAUAACAAUAUCCAUAAAUUCAUUCAGCUCCAGCUCACAGUGAAUAUUGCCGCACUUUUCAUUAACUUUGUGGCAGCAGUUUCAGUUGGUGAAGUUCCUUUAACAGUAGUUCAACUGCUAUGGGUAAAUUUGAUUAUGGACACAUUGGGUGCUCUCGCUCUUGCCACAGAGCAGCCCACCAAGGAGCUCAUGGAAAAGCCACCUGUAGGUCAAACUGAACCCCUUAUCACCAACAUAGUGUGGAGGAACCUAUUAGCUCAAGCUUUGUAUCAAAUAGCCGUCGUCUUGAUCUUACAAUUCAGGGGUGAAUCAAUCUUCAGGGUGAACAAGAAGGUAAAUGACACUCUAAUCUUCAAUACUUUUGUGCUUUGCCAAAUUUUCAAUGAAUUCAAUUCAAGAAAGCUUGAGAAGAAGAAUGUCUUUGAGGGGAUACACAAGAACAAACUGUUUUUAGUGAUCAUUUGGAUUACCAUAGUUCUUCAGGCGGUGAUGGUGGAAGCUCUGAAGAUGUUUGCAGGUACAGAGAGGUUGGAUUGGGGCCAAUGGGGCGCAUGUACAGGAAUUGCUUUCAUUUCAUGGCCAAUUGGUUGGCUUGUCAAGUUCAUACCUGUUCCGGAGAAACCGUUAUUCAGUUACCUCAAGUGGCAGAACUAAUGCGUCAAAGUUGAUAAUUAGUUAUGUAUUGUGUCAUAUAUUUAGUUUGUUCUUUGAUUUGUGUAUUUGGUUUGUUCUUUGAUUUAAUGCAAAGCAGUGUUUUCAGGGGUUAUUUAAUUUGCUUAACAGGCACAAGACUGCUCAGUUCAUGCCUUCAAAAUGGUGAAGCUAACAGUAACCCAAAGCAAUGUUUGUUUUCUUAAACUAGGUACCAGACAUAGCGAAACGUGUAGAACUAGAAACGGGCCAACAAACAUCUUUACAUGUUCUAAGAAUAGUACAUCUAAAGGAACAAGGUAAGGAAUGUUGAAGAACACUUCGGGAAUGUAACUAA